UCCCACGUGGUUAGUAUUUAGUCUGAAUAGAACAUAUACAAAGUCUGAUUUACAUUUGUCUGAUCAGGAAGAUAUGACGUUUUCGUGAAUAGCCAUUUCAUAUUAAAAUACUAACCCAUUGGAUUAAAUGAAGAUUUGCGAAUUUACUGUAUUGAAAUUUUAUUAUUGAAAGAUAUGAUUGGAUACGGAUUGUUAAAACAAAAGUAUAUCCUCAUGGUAUUGGUCGGUAUGGUCAUUUUAGUUUUCGUUUUGGUAAACCACAAUGCGGAGAUUACUAAGACAGCAGACGGAAGGCAUAUCGUUAGUGGCCUGAAGAAGCCGCCCAUACAACAUGCUAUAGACAGUGUGUGGAACAAUUACAUUCUUACGGGAAAAAUAACUUAUACAAGUGGUCGUCACUUGACAGAAGAAAAUCUUGAAAUUAUUAAAGUUCAUAGUGUAAACCAAUGCAAAAGUCGUAGAUAUCUUGUAUACACAUGUGAUCGUUCAAGUUUAUGUGGUGGCUGGGGUGAUCGUCAGAAAGGCAUUGUAUCAUCCUUUCUAUUGGCAUUACUGACAAAUAGAACUUUCAUCAUGAAUGUGACACAUCCUUGCAAACUAGAAAACUUUCUGCUGUCCAGUGUUUACAAUUGGUCAAAAUGUGGAAAUUAUCUUAGAACUCUUCCAAAGCAGAACUUCGUUGCGUUCAAUUAUGUGGUAGGUAAUAGAAAAUUUUUGAAGCAAAUUCAGAGCGUUGAUUUUGAUAGGAAUUGGACAUCACAAGUUGUAAUUUUACGAUUUAAUGCAUAUGUUAUUGACCAAAUAAGACAACACAAGCAAACUGAAACACGGUUGAAUUGGUUACUGAAUACUUCGAACGAAGAAGCUAUUCACAGAGUACUGCACACUUUAUUGAAACCAAAUCAAAAAAUCUUGGAUGAUGCUUUGAAGCUGAAAACGGACAGGAUACAUGACAAACAUUUAGUAUGUAGCCAUAUUCGCAAAGGGCAGAAUCCCAGUAUUCCAGAAGAUAACAAACUUCCUAGAGGAAGUCCAAAUGAAACUUUGAUAUUUAACUUUUUGAAAAGAUAUAGUGAUGACAGAAAAUAUGCAAUUUAUAUUGCAACUGAUUCGGACGAAGUACGAAGACUUGCUGAAGCAAAUAUCAAAUCAUAUAUCAACAUGAAUCGCAAAAUUGUCCAUGUUGACCGUCUAGGAAAUCUGAAAAAGUCUAAGGAAGAAGCGUGUGAAGGAUUUUAUACUGUUCUUUUUGAACAGUUUAUUCUAUCGCUCUGUGACACACUGAUCUUAACUCGAAGCAAUUUCGGUGGAAUUGCAGCAUAUAUACGUGGCAUUUCCGACAACCUCUUUUUGUAUAACCAGAAAACUGAUGAAAUACUUCAGUCAAACUUAACAUUUAUGCAAAAUAUAUUCAAAUUCAUUUAAAUUUGGACAAGUUUGUACUUAUUCUGUUUCCCCUAUAGCUCUAUGUUACUGUUUUACAUUGAAAACUAUAAGAUGACAUUUCUUCGGAAUGUGUGUGUUAAUGUGGACUUGUUUUACUGUAUUUUAUUUGAAGUUCACACUUUUACUAUUUAUCGAAACUGAACAAUCAAUAAUAUGUUACAUAUGAAUAUAUAGAUAGUUGUAACAUUUUCCUAUAUAUUUUCAUAUAGCACAUUAUUUAAGAAAUAAUAAAUUCCAAACAGUGGCUUAUGGUAGAAUAACCCGUGUUUCGAGUUCUUAUGCGUAGGAAUAUAUCAUGAAGGUCGUAGGGAACCUGUUAUUUCGGUUCUUACACGACAUACAAGUAUCAACAGUGUUAGAAAAAAUGGUAACUACUUUUUACGACCGUGUUACGCACCUGGAUUGGAUGACGUCAUUGCACGCGCGUGGGUUAUUGUACAAUAACUCAAGAUUGAUUUUGAUCUACAUGUGUGUAGGUUAUUUGUUGGUCGUGUUAGAAUUUAAAAUAUAAAAAGAGAAGAAACAAGAAAUAUCC
Mercenaria mercenaria is the source of this 1981-nucleotide messenger RNA. RefSeq lists its product as uncharacterized. Lineage: Eukaryota; Metazoa; Mollusca; Bivalvia; Venerida; Veneridae. The coding region runs from base 175 to 1425 and encodes 416 amino acids. The transcript has 2 exons. The record is from RefSeq and is a predicted model, not a curated record.